Neocloeon triangulifer is the source of this 1253-nucleotide messenger RNA. RefSeq names its product rRNA 2'-O-methyltransferase fibrillarin (gene Fib). Lineage: Eukaryota; Metazoa; Arthropoda; Insecta; Ephemeroptera; Baetidae. Gene Ontology annotation, molecular function: rRNA methyltransferase activity; histone H2AQ104 methyltransferase activity; RNA binding. Gene Ontology annotation, biological process: rRNA methylation; box C/D sno(s)RNA 3'-end processing. The transcript is spliced from 6 exons. The coding region runs from base 152 to 1147 and encodes 331 amino acids. The record is from RefSeq and is a predicted model, not a curated record. Gene Ontology annotation, cellular component: small-subunit processome; Cajal body; nucleolus.
AAGCGAAAAGCCGGUUCCGUGCCAGCCAUGUUUGGUUCAGCGAGCGUCAACACGUGUUGAAACUUGCUUGAAAACGAAUGAAAGACAGUGGAGGCCAGUCGAAUUCAGUCACUGAGAGGAUUUAAUUUGAAGAAAUUCGGCUUUUUAAAUCAUGGGUUACGUGCCUAGAGGCGGCGGUGACCGUGGAGGAGGCGGCAGAGGCCGCGGUGGAGGCGGCUUCCGUGGAGGUGGAGGCGGCGGUGGCUUCCGUGGAGGAAGAGGCGGCGGAGGUGGCCGUGGAGGAUUCGGAGGAGGUGGUGGCCGAGGAGGAUUUGGAGGAGGAGGAGGCCGUGGAGGCGGUGGAGGAAGAGGUUUUGGAGGCCGCGGUGGAGGCAGAGGACGAGGAGGUGGUGGCCGUGGAGGACCUGGUGGUAUGAGUGGUGGCAGAACAGUGGUGAUCGAGCCCCACAGACAUCCUGGAGUGUUCAUCGCCAGAGGCAAGGAAGACGCUCUGGUUACCCUGAACAUGGUCAACGGCGAAUCAGUUUAUGGCGAGAAGAGAAUAUCUGUCGAGGACAAGGAAAAUGACAAGAAGGUGGAAUACAGAGUUUGGAAUCCUUUCCGAUCCAAGUUGGCAGCUGCGAUUCUUGGUGGGGUGGACCAAAUCCACAUGCCUCCUGGCAGCAAAGUCCUCUACUUGGGUGCUGCAUCUGGAACCACGGUUUCUCAUGUUUCAGACAUUGUUGGUCCUGAAGGACUGGUUUAUGCUGUCGAAUUCUCACACAGAUCAGGUCGUGACCUGCUCAAUGUAGCAAAGAAAAGGACAAACAUUAUCCCUAUCAUUGAAGACGCCCGCCACCCACACAAGUACAGAAUGCUUGUGGGUAUGGUAGACUGUAUUUUCGCCGACGUUGCGCAGCCUGACCAGGCCCGUAUCGUAACCCUGAAUGCCAGUUACUUCCUCAAGAAUGGAGGCCACUUCGUUAUCUCCAUUAAGGCCAACUGCAUCGAUUCCACUGCCCAACCUGAGGCUGUCUUUGCCGGAGAAGUGAAGAAGCUGCAAGCAGACAAGAUGAAACCUCAGGAACAGAUCACACUAGAGCCCUAUGAAAGAGACCACGCCGUGGUUGUUGGUGUUUAUCGCCCACCUGCGAAGGGCCAGGCCUAAAACUUUCCAAUUGCAUUUCAAACCCUCUGACCCUCCCAAAAAAAUGAAGAUCCGUUUUUAGAAUAUGUGUCAUUUAAUAAAUAAUGAAGAAUUUAAUUUGAUCGUA